AGAAAGUCAAGGAUUCCCUUCCCAUAUCUGUUUUCACACUUACACAUAUUCCAUCUCUUAAUCCCUUUCAGACUCUUCUUCUUCUUCACUUUUCCUUUCCUUCUUAUUAUAUAUUAUUAAUUUUCAUUCAAGUUUUUGCACAUGGUAGCCAGCUGCUCACCCCACCCUUUCUACGUUAUUGCUUCAAGCCACUGCACACGCUGACUACACCAAGCCACCACCCACCUCACCGCCCACGUCGCUUUGAAUCUGGAGACCCCUAGAUCAUGAUUCAUCAGCUCCAUCCCGUGGAAAAAUCAAGCCGCUAGCUGUUCAUUAUUAAUAUUUCUGGUCAACCAACCAAACUCUGAAAUAUUUCCACAUUGUUUACUUUCAAAAUCUCUUCUUCUUCACAAAAAAAAAAAGCUAGAAUUAUUCACGUAAACUUCAAAUCUGAAAUGGGAAAUUGUAUUAGACGGGAGUCGUCAAACAUGGUGUGGGCUGGCGAUGACUGGGAGUAUUCCUCGGCGUCGAAGCACAGGCUUGGAAUUGGAGGUAGCAGUAGAGUAAUGGAUGAUCAUAAUCAUGAUCAUGAUGAUGAUGUUAGCACAGAGAAGCAGAGGCUGCUGCCAAGUGAGAAGAGAGAGUUUUCGAAUUCGUUAUCAUCAUCUUCGUCUACAAGGGAGGUGAAGAUAAAGAUUUCGAAGAGGGAGCUGGAGGAGUUGGUGCACAGAGUUGACAUGCAAGGCCUGUCUCUUGAACAAAUCCUGACAAAGUUGAUUGAUGCUAAUAUUGAUCAGCAGCAGCAGCAGCAUCCUCUGGAGCACCAACGGUCAUGGAGGCCGGUCCUGCAGAGCAUUCCAGAGGUUAAUUAAUUAAGUUUUCUUCUUCAAGCUUCAUUCUUUGAUUGAUCUUAUCAUGAGAAAAAACAUGGUUGAAAAGUAAAUACAUGUGUAAAACAUUACGCCAUGAUCUGGAGAAAAUACUGUACACAAGUUCUUAUUGGUCUGCGUAUUCUUGUUUCAGAUUUCUUGAUUAUUUCACAUUGAUGAUACUCAUCCAAUGUAAAUAUUCUAUCAACGAAUAAAAUUAUGUGUAUAAUUUUCCAGA
This is a messenger RNA of Mangifera indica (mango), 1089 nucleotides long. RefSeq lists its product as uncharacterized. Bases 438 to 854 code for a protein of 138 amino acids. NCBI's taxonomy places the organism in Eukaryota, Viridiplantae, Streptophyta, Magnoliopsida, Sapindales, Anacardiaceae. The record is from RefSeq and is a predicted model, not a curated record. The transcript is spliced from 2 exons.